AUGGGAACUAUUACUGGCACAUACGAUGUUAUCAUCGUAGCAUUCCAUCUUCCACGUCAACAAAUUUUGCAACUCUUGCCUGAAUCCGUAAAGCAAAAGGAACAAGAAAAGACAUUUUCAGAUAUACCCACAUCAGUAACACAAGCAGUUCUCAAAGCAGAUGCAGCAAACAAAUUCGAUUCUAAACAAGACCAUCUUGUCGUACUUCAACUGGGAUACCAAAUGUCUACCGGACCAGGACCGGAUUGGUUGCCUAAAUUAAGCUUUAGUGAAUGCAAAUUAGAGGUACCAUUCUUACAACAUCCGAGUGGGAAGUCAAAAAAGCCUUUGACGUACAAACAAACAAUCUUAUUCUCUAAUUUGCUAAUCAAGAUCGGCAGUACGAUGAGCGGUAUCACAUCCAAACUCGCAGAAUUUGAGCCCGGUGCUUCCCCUUCCAUCUUCGCACCUGAGGCUGACAUUAUUCAAUACGAUGCAGAAGACUAUCUUGCCAGCAAGUCUACCAGACAAAGCGAUAUUGACAAGACGAGCCCUUCAUGGGAAUUCUUCAAGAAUCACAGUCAGGAUUGGUGGUUCGCCGUAGGAACAGAAGACAAGGUUCAAAGCUUUGAUUUUGAGCUGGAUAAUCCGUUGAUAGGGCCAGAAGCUUAUAAAGUGGAAGUAGCCCUCAAUCUAGCAGCAUUCGCUCCGGAGUCGUCUUCAGAUACAAAUUCACUCUCAGAGAUCAAAUUUGAAGGACUUGGCUGGAGAUCCCGGGCUAAAUUCGUCUCAAAAGCUAGUGAUAUCAAUCAGCUCGAAUAGCG
This is a messenger RNA of Meira miltonrushii, 803 nucleotides long. RefSeq lists its product as uncharacterized. The transcript has a single exon. The coding region runs from base 1 to 801 and encodes 266 amino acids. The record is from RefSeq and is a predicted model, not a curated record. NCBI's taxonomy places the organism in Eukaryota, Fungi, Basidiomycota, Exobasidiomycetes, Exobasidiales, Brachybasidiaceae.